AUGAAAAGCGAGAAAAGCGAGAAAAGCGAGAAAAGCAAGGAAAUAAUUGAAGAACCGACCAAAAAUAACCCUUCCUCUUUAUCACACUCAAAUACCUACUUCUACCCGCUCACUUCCGACUUAACUCCCAAUCUCAACUACUACUACCACUACAACUCACUACAACUCUCAAUCAUAUACAAAAUGAAGUUCUUCGCCCCUCUCCUCCUCGCGGCCUCAGCCAUUGCCGCCCCCGUCGCCAGCACCGCCAAAAACUUCCACCUCAAAUCCACCGGCGCCACCAACCCCGAUCACAACAACCUCUACGUCUACGCAUACCACACCGGCGCCGGUCUGAACGACGCCGUCCUCACCAAGGAUGUCGAAACCGCCAGCCCCGUCUACCUCAACGGCACAAAGGCGCUCUUCGACCUGAAGUCCGACUUCCCAUGGGGGGUUGUAGCCGUCGGCGACACCAACUACGCCUCCUGGGAGCCCAUUCAGAUCAACGCCGGACAAGGCACCGAAGGAUUCUCCGUCAAAGGCAACAACUUCCAGUGGUCUGAGGCCAGCGGGUUCGGUGGAUGGCUCGUGUGUGACUGGUACCACAAUGCGCCCCAGCUGUUCUACCUGAACCGCUUCUAUAACGCCACCAUCCCAUCCAGCUGCAGCAAGGUGCAGCUAAAGGCCGAAUACAUCAAAUAG
This is a messenger RNA of Penicillium olsonii, 684 nucleotides long. Lineage: Eukaryota; Fungi; Ascomycota; Eurotiomycetes; Eurotiales; Aspergillaceae. The record is from the annotation of a GenBank genome assembly.